AUGGCUCCUACUUUUCUCUCUCUCAAAAGCUUGCGGCGUCAAUCGAGGGCCAGCUUUCGGACCGAGGCUUCAACCGAUACGUCCAGCGAUGGUGCUUUGAGUCACGAUACCCAUGAUACCACACCUUCAAGCGGCUCGCUAACGCCGCCAUCCAUGGAUCAUCAAUCAGACCCUGCGCUACACCUGCAGGUCAAGGACGGCAAUGCGACCAGCCAGAACCGACCCAUUCUGGCACCUGGCGGAAACUCCAGUCGAUAUAGCGUCUCGGGCAUGUCUGGGCUUGGAGCUCCUUCGUCCAACGGUAGGAGUAGCCUGCCUGUAUCCAAGUAUGCCCCUCGCGUCCAAAAUAUUUCAGAAAAUGCUUGGGUGUAUCAAAAAGUACUUCUAUUGAAUGGCACGAUUGGAGAGGCCAUGCAGAAUCACCUAGAUGGCACCGUCAUUAUCAGCAGACUAGACGAUACAUUUCCACCAACCAGCUGGCCCGUGUGGAAUUCUCACUUUAAAGCUCUUGUGUAUCUACAACCUGGGCCUAACAAGAUCCGUCUCGAGUUUUCCAGCCCCAAGCUCGCCAAUAGCUCGUCCUCUAACCCUAUCCACGUGUCAUAUCUCACUCUUCACAUGGUGCCUACUUUAAACGCUCCUCCACUGCAACUUGCCAUACUGUUAGGCAAAGACUCUCCCGGAACAUUCGAUGCCACGCCAUCGCGCGCCGAAAUUGAAGGCAAUGGGUUAGAAACUGCCGUCAAGAAAUUUCGAAUGGCAGCAUAUCUCUGGCAAGCUUUCACCGCGGAGCAGAUGUGGCGACAUAAACUUGGGCGCCGAACAUUUCGAUUUGAGGAGGAAUGGACGUCUGGGACCGCCAACCACCGCGACAGAGAGAAUGGGGUUAUGAGAUCUGAAGCCCGAGUUCACAUUAUUCGAUCCGACAAGACGGUUGCGGAACUGCAAGAUCUCAACAAGGCUCAACAGUACGAUAAGGCUACGGAUAAGAAUGCCCUCUUCGACAUUGCUAGUGAAGAGGUAAAGAAGCAUCUUAAUCCUCUUCCUGGACAGAAGCAGUAUGUUGCGGUUCUCUUACUCGAUGCCCACUGGGACAAGGAUGUCAAAACGAUUCGAGGCCACGCCGCACUCGGCGGUGGUAGCGGUGAAUUGCAAUUGGGCAUCUUCGGGUCACACUGCAUGCAUAGCUACCCUAGUUCUUUCGAAGAAGUAGUGCCGGCAUUCACCGAUUGCACGCCAACCGAUACUGCUCAUGUGGCUAAUGACUGCAACGAAGCGGGGAGCUCCUGGGAGGCUGCAAAUAUUGGCAUCGGUGCACAUCUCCACGAGGUGGGACACUUAUUUGGAUGUCCUCACCAAGAAGGAGGAAUCAUGCUUAGAGACUAUGUUGUACUUAACCGAAGUUUUGUCUCUCGAGAGGCAUACUCUACCCGAACUAAAUCCAAGGGAGGGCUGGCCCUACAGGCUGAUGAGUGCGGCUGGCAUCGUUUAGACUGCCUUCGUUUCCGAGCUCAUCCCGCUUUCCGGCUGCCCAACGAUGCUCCGAUGAAUCCCGAUGAAAGCGUCCAAGCCUUUGCUAUUGACGGAGGCAAUGUUCUGGUUGUAGCACAAACUGGAAUCUCUUUCAUAGAAAUUUUUGGAGAGGGAGAUGAUGUAUGCCGUGCGUGGAUCGAGUAUAUACCGGACAGCAAUAAUCCCAUCCAGCGGCAGGUAACCUUGAUUGAUCAAGACUUGCGGGCUCGCCUACCUGAUGCCAAGAGAAAGGGGCGUGUAAAGGUGUCUAUUAAAACUCAUGGCGGAGGAUCUUUGGAUAUCGAUGACUUUAAAGCAUUUGCAUCAAAAGAGUCGUCAGUGAAAUUGCCUGGUGGAAAAGUGGCCUAUCGAUGCAAGAGCCUCGGAGAGUCAAAGAUGCAAGGCAGUGAGCCCCAAGAGGCUAUUUUUACCAGUGCUGUGAAGCAGGACAGAAUAAUGUCUCGUGUUAUUGUAUACCACGGCUCAGCGUUGGACGGAUUGGAAUUUAUAUACGAUGAUAAUUCGACGCAGCUGUUUGGCAAGAGGGGGGGCAAAGAGGGGGGCGAUACAUUUGAAUUUGAUAUUCGGCGUGGAGAGUAUCUUACUGGUUUCGUUGUGAGAGCUGGCUUUUGGAUCGACGGCAUUCAGCUCUUGACCAGUCUCGGCAGAAAAUCGGCCAUGUUUGGAAAAGCUCAUGGUGGUUCUGCACACACACUGCUACCACCUCGAGGCUAUUCGAUCUGCGGUGUUGCCGGUACAUGUGGCGCAUGGCUUGAUGGCUUCUCGAUCCUUAUCAAACAUUAA
Trichoderma asperellum CBS 433.97 is the source of this 2316-nucleotide messenger RNA. RefSeq lists its product as uncharacterized. Gene Ontology annotation, cellular component: cytoplasm. The record is from RefSeq and is a predicted model, not a curated record. NCBI's taxonomy places the organism in Eukaryota, Fungi, Ascomycota, Sordariomycetes, Hypocreales, Hypocreaceae.